Molecule: messenger RNA, 1430 nt
Organism: Ceutorhynchus assimilis (cabbage seed weevil)
Lineage: Eukaryota; Metazoa; Arthropoda; Insecta; Coleoptera; Curculionidae
Source: the annotation of a GenBank genome assembly
GUUAUUUCUCGCCUUGACGUAAGGUUCUUUUGACGUAGGCUGUUUAAACAGCUGACGACUUAGUUAUGACGUCAGAAAUGGUGACACACACACCAAUCAAUAUGGUGGCGAUUACCAAAAACGAGGCCGAUAAGCAAUCCUGUGUAGGUGUGUAUCCUCCUUGGCGCUGUAGAACAUCGGUAGAACAUAACCUUAAAUUAUUUGUUGUUAUUUGAGUUUCGGAUUCCUUGGUUGAUUUGGAAAGUUUUGUGUUUAAUUUUUAAUUAAUAAUGUUCAAAUUCAAUUUCUCAAAUGAAAAUAACAAAACUAAAGAAGAAGAAAUUCUUCCUCCAAACACUACAUGGCUAGAAAGCAAGAAAAUCGAACCGAAUGAGGAUGAUGAUGUCUUGAAAGAUAUUUUCAACAACUGUGAAGAAAACAGUUUGGAUUGUAAAGACGUAAAUAUUAAAUACUUCUCAACUGUCGAUGUUUUGAACAUAUUGAAGACUAAUGAAGACUGGGCAUCUUCAGAAAAAUUAUCUGUUUUAAGUGCCGAUCAAAAUCAUUCGGAUUUGCAGACUGCUGUCUAUGAAGGUGGACUUAAAAUUUGGGAAUGUACUUAUGACUUGAUCAGCUACAUGGUUGAUGAAAAUCUAAAUUUAAAUAACAAAAACGUUCUUGAUCUUGGUUGUGGUGCUGGCCUUAUAGGACUAUUAUGUUUAGCUAAAGGCUCAUCGUGUACUUUUCAAGAUUAUAAUGCUGAAAUACUGAAGUAUAUCACAAUACCCAAUGUCAGAUUAAAUGGUGAGGAGGAUUAUUUAAGCAAAAGUAGUUUUCAUUCUGGAGAUUGGGAAUCGUUUACGGAUUUAAUUGGUAUUGAAAAAGAUGAGGACAAAUUUGAUUAUAUAUUCACUUCAGAGACAAUUUAUAAUGCAGAAAACUAUGGGAAAUUACAUGAAUUGUUUGAAAGGCUUCUAAAGAAAGAUGGUGAAAUGUAUCCUUAUGAUCGAUUUUAUAUUAUUUCUUGUUAAACCUAUUUUCCUUAAUUUUUGACAGAUUUCUUGCAGCCAAAUCAUACUACUUUGGAGUCGGCGGAGGAGUAACAUUAUUUGAAAAGUUUGUAGAAGAUAAAAACAAAUUUAAAAGUGAAUUAUGUUGGAAAUGCUCUCAGGGUCUCAAAAGAGAAAUUAUUAAAAUAACAUUUAUAUAAUUAAGUUCAAAAAGAUGUUUUUUAUUUAGAAUGGCCUCCCUACUAUUUUAGUUUCCUUCACAAACCUAAAUAAAAAAAUAAUUUAGAAUUAAAUGUAUGUAAGAAUCACUAAUAAAUUUACCGUUCUGAUAUAAGGUGAUUCAUUAAAGGAAUCCAUUUUGUAUCAAAAGCUUCAACUAUUUCAUCUUCUUGCUUCUUUGGGACUUGUUUAAUCAAUAUUGGCUUAUCUGGUCUAUAAUCU